CCCCGCCGGCCCAGCCGAGCCCGGAGGCCCCGGCGGCGCCGCAUGGAGCAGCCGGCGGCGGGCUGAGCCCGUGCCCGGAGGGAGGUCUCAUGGUACCAAGUGACGUGUCCCCCCUGUGAGAGUCGCACCCCCAACCUCCUGAGAAGAUGUCAGGGAUGCAGGCCGUGUGGCCGUCCGGUACAGAAUGUAUCGCCAAGUACAACUUCCACGGUACCGCCGAGCAGGACCUGCCCUUCAGCAAAGGAGACGUCCUCACCAUCGUCGCUGUCACCAAGGAUCCCAACUGGUACAAGGCGAAGAACAAGGUGGGCAGGGAGGGCAUCAUUCCCGCUAACUACGUCCAGAAGCGGGAAGGGGUCAAAGCUGGCAUCAAGCUCAGCCUCAUGCCGUGGUUCCACGGGAAGAUCACGCGGGAGCAGGCGGAGAGGCUGCUGUACCCCCCCGAGACCGGGCUGUUCCUGGUGCGGGAGAGCACCAACUACCCCGGGGACUACACGCUGUGCGUCAGCUGCGAGGGCAAGGUGGAGCACUACCGCAUCAUCUACUCCUCCAGCAAGCUCAGCAUCGACGAGGAGGUGUACUUCGAGAACCUCAUGCAGCUGGUGGAGCAUUACACCACGGACGCGGACGGGCUCUGCACCCGCCUCAUCAAACCCAAGCUGAUGGAGGGCACGGUGGCAGCGCAGGACGAGUUCUCCCGCAGCGGCUGGGCCCUCAACAUGAAGGACCUCAAGUUGCUACAGAUCAUUGGCAAAGGGGAAUUUGGAGACGUGAUGCUGGGGGAUUACCGGGGGAACAAAGUCGCCGUGAAGUGCAUUAAAAACGACGCCACAGCGCAGGCCUUCCUGGCGGAGGCGUCCGUCAUGACGCAGCUCCGACACAGCAACCUGGUGCAGCUGCUGGGGGUGAUUGUGGAGGAGAAGAGUGGCCUUUACAUCGUCACCGAGUACAUGGCCAAGGGCAGCCUAGUAGACUACCUGCGGUCGCGCGGGCGGUCGGUGCUCGGGGCAGACUGCCUGCUCAAGUUCUCCUUAGACGUCUGUGAAGCCAUGGAGUACCUGGAAGCCAACAACUUCGUACACCGGGACCUGGCAGCGAGGAACGUGCUGGUCUCGGAGGACAACAUCGCCAAGGUCAGCGAUUUCGGGCUCACCAAGGAAGCCUCCUCCACACAGGACACGGGCAAGCUGCCCGUCAAGUGGACGGCACCAGAAGCACUUAGAGAAAAGAAAUUCUCCACCAAGUCGGACGUGUGGAGCUUCGGGAUCCUCCUCUGGGAAAUCUACUCCUUCGGGCGAGUGCCUUAUCCGAGAAUUCCCCUGAAGGACGUGGUGCCCCGUGUGGAGAAGGGCUAUAAGAUGGACGCUCCGGACGGGUGUCCGGCCGUCGUCUACGAGGUGAUGAAGAAGUGCUGGACCCUGGACCCCGGCCACCGGCCGUCCUUCCACCAGCUCCGUGAACAGCUAGUGCAUAUCAAAGAGAAGGAGCUCUACCUGUGAGGGGGGGGCUCUGCCGCCCCACAGCCGCAGGGGACCCACGCUGGGGGGGGGACCAGGGUGUGGGCAGCCCCCCUGCCCCGCCACGGCACCAGGAGGGAGCCCCGGGGGUGUCUCCCCCCACCCCCCAAUUCCCCCGGUUGCUUCCAAACUUCCAAAUCUGUCAGUUUGUAUUUUUAUUUACUAGGUUUGGGGUUUUUUUGUUUGUUUGGGGUUUGGUUUUUUUUUUUUUUUUGGGUCUCCCA
Messenger RNA from Catharus ustulatus (Swainson's thrush), 1741 nucleotides. It is a transcript of the gene CSK, whose product is annotated as C-terminal Src kinase. Bases 147 to 1499 code for a protein of 450 amino acids. The record is from RefSeq and is a predicted model, not a curated record. Gene Ontology annotation, biological process: protein phosphorylation; regulation of Fc receptor mediated stimulatory signaling pathway; adherens junction organization. NCBI's taxonomy places the organism in Eukaryota, Metazoa, Chordata, Aves, Passeriformes, Turdidae. Gene Ontology annotation, molecular function: protein tyrosine kinase activity; protein binding; ATP binding. The transcript has 13 exons.